Messenger RNA from Branchiostoma floridae (Florida lancelet), 1921 nucleotides. Its product is annotated as ubiquitin carboxyl-terminal hydrolase 14-like. Gene Ontology annotation, molecular function: cysteine-type deubiquitinase activity; protein binding; proteasome binding. Gene Ontology annotation, biological process: protein deubiquitination; proteasome-mediated ubiquitin-dependent protein catabolic process; regulation of proteasomal protein catabolic process. The record is from RefSeq and is a predicted model, not a curated record. NCBI's taxonomy places the organism in Eukaryota, Metazoa, Chordata, Leptocardii, Amphioxiformes, Branchiostomatidae. The transcript is spliced from 17 exons. Bases 129 to 1607 code for a protein of 492 amino acids.
UGCUUCCCCUUAAAAUAGUGGGUUAUUCUGAAGACUCUCGCGCGAUUCGCGGGAUUCGGCGAGAUCUUCCCUUGGUGCAUGCGCCGCAAGAACUUAAAUUUUUCGCAGAUUUUGAAAAGUCAGCCAGCAUGCCGGUGUAUAAAGUGAAAGUGAAGUGGCAGAAGCAGAAGUUUGAUGACAUUGACCUGGACACGGAUGAGCCUCCUGAGGUGUUUAAGGCCCAGCUGUUCGCCCUGUCAGGGGUGCAGCCGGACAGACAGAAGGUCAUGUUGAAGGGAUCGACUUUGAAGGAUGAAGGAUGGGAAACCCUUAAAGGACUGAAAAAUGGUGUUACCCUGAUGAUGAUGGGCACUGCAGAUGCCCUCCCACAAGAACCGGUGGAGAGGCCCAAGUUCGUAGAAGACAUGUCAGAAGCUGAACUCAACAAAGCUAUGGAGCUGCCAGCAGGCAUGACUAACCUGGGUAACACCUGUUACAUGAACGCCACCGUACAGUGUCUCAGGAACGUCCCUGAGCUCAAGGAGGUCCUGAAAAGGUUCCAGGGAGGCUUGAGUAGUUCAGGAGACUUAACUGCAGCACAGUCCAUCACUGCAGCAUUCCGUGACCUGAACGGCAGCAUGGACAGUGGUUCUGCCACCAUCACGCCCAUCGUGCUGCUACAGGUUCUCCACAUGGCCUUCCCACACUUUGCUGAGAAGGCUGAGCAGGGGGGAUUUAGACAGCAGGAUGCAAACGAGUGCUGGGUUGAAAUGGUCCGUAUGUUACAGCAGAAACUUCCUCCUGUGGAGAGGGUAGGAACAGAGCUGAUUCCAGUGCCUGAGCAGGGGAAGGUGAAGAGGUUUAUGGACCAGUUCUUCUCAGGAGAACUUGUCUCUACUAUGAAGUGUGUGGAAUCUGAGGAGGAAGAGGAAAAGACAUCUUCUGAAACUUUCUUUCAACUUAGCUGUUUCAUCUCACAAGAUGUUAAAUACAUGCAACUAGGACUUCAAUCUCGACUUGAAGAAAUCAUCACAAAGCACUCCCCAUCCCUCGGUAGGGAUGCUCAAUACAAGAAAACGUCCAAAGUGCGCCGCCUGCCAGCCUACCUAACAAUCCAGAUGGUCAGGUUCUUCUACAAGGAGAAGGAGAAUGUGAAUGCAAAGAUCUUAAAGGAUGUGAAGUUCCCCAUGAGUCUGGACCUGUUUGACAUGUGCACAACUGAGCUGCAGACCAAGCUGGAGCCCGUCAGGUCAAAGUUCAAAGAGGAAGAAGACAGGAAGGUAGAGGAGGCUCAGAAGGCUAAAGAAGCAGGAAAGACAGUUGUGCCGAACAAGGAUGUUCAAUAUGAGACUUACGAGUUUCCUGAUGACAUAGGCUCCAACAAUAGUGGUUACUACACGCUGCAGGCAGUUCUGACCCACCAGGGCCGGUCAAGCUCCUCCGGACACUACGUGGCCUGGGUUAGGAGAGACGCUGACUGGAUCAAGUGCGAUGAUGACAAGGUGUAUGCUGUAACUGAAGAAGAUGUGCUGAAGCUGUCUGGGGGCGGAGACUGGCACUGCGCGUACGUUCUCCUGUACGGGCCACGGCGACUAGAGGUGCCUCCGCCCGAGAAAAUGGAAAUAUAGAUUAUUGUGGCUUUUCUGUCGUGUCUUCAAUGUGAAAAAAUUAUGAAGUCAAACCAAAAUGAAUGAUAAGCUGCAUUGUACCCAUGUUUCUUUAACAUACCAUAAAAGAAAGAAAUGGCCUAUUACUGUGUGUCCCACGUCACCUUACAUUGUAAGAACUAUCCUAUUGGUAAUAAGGUUUAAGUCUUGUUUCAAAAUAGGUCCUACUUCAACUGUGAUAACAUUUAGGAUACAAGAAUGAAUCAAAUUAGUAGAAAUUCUUUUGUAUAAAUUCUCAUUAAUAAACUAAAAUGCAGGGUGUUGCUGGAUAUGUA